GCCAAAUAUGAACCGAGAUGUUCGCAACUGGACACAGGCAUGUAUUAAAUGCCAGAAAGUUAAAGUUCAUCGUCACACAAGUUCCGCAGUAGGUCCAUUCCGUCACCCAGAUAGCCGAUUCGAGCACAUACAUAUCGAUAUUGUGGGACCACUGCCAAUUUCGAAUGGCUUCAGUUAUAUUUUUACCUGCAUAGACAGAUUCACGCGAUGGCCUGUAGCGGUGCCCAUAAAAGAUAUUUCAGCAGAGACCAUAGCUAAAACCUUAGUCGAACAUUGGAUCUCAUAUUAUGGAGUCCCUGCUCAUAUCACAACCGAUAGAGGAGCCCAAUUUGAAAGUCGCCUCUUUCAACAACUCACAGAGCUCCUCGGCAUUAAACGUAUACGCACAACCUCCUACCACCCGAUGGCAAAUGGUAUGGUAGAGAGAUUACAUCGACAACUAAAAGCAUCUCUUACAGCUGUUAUUAACAACAAUGACUGGGCCAACAAGCUUCCAUUAGUCAUGUUGAGUUUAAGAUCGACGGUUAAAAGAGACAUAGGAUGUUGCCCUGCAGAGUUAGUUUACGGAACUACCCUACGUCUACCAGGAGAGUUGUUCAUCUCAGGUAAGAUUGUUCCAACUGAUAUAACUAACUACGUACGUCGUCUAAAAGAACACAUGAGCGAUCUAAGAAUAACGCUUCCGCAGGAGAAUCAACAUCGAGUAUAUAUUCCGAAGCAACUAAGCGAUACCUCCUAUGUAUUUAUCAGGAGAGAUUUUGUGCGACGUCCCUUACAACCAACCUACGAUGGUCCUUUUAAAGUUAUCGACAGAAACGAUAAAACUAUCACCGUAGAUAAAGCUGGAAAAACGGAUGUAGUUAGCAUCGACAGAGUCAAACCAGCUUUCAUUGAAGGCGAAGAACAGCCAAUAAACGCAAACCCAUCGAAAGCCAUUGAAUCGACGAAAUGCGAGCUUAAACCCUCUGAAGCGGCAACACAGAAAACAGAAGGAAGCCCACCAACGACCAGAUAUGGACGAAGAGUCAGGUGGCCGCAAAGAUAUAUAGCUACAUUUUUGAACUGAUAAUUCUUCUUACCAUUUCGAACACAUUUUUUUUUGCUUCGCAUCUAUACGUCGAAAAUUCUAAUAUAUCCAUUAUUGCCUUCGAUACAUUGUGUAUUUCGAAAUGGAGAUGUAACCUAAAAACAUUGCU
Messenger RNA from Schistosoma turkestanicum, 1196 nucleotides. Lineage: Eukaryota; Metazoa; Platyhelminthes; Trematoda; Strigeidida; Schistosomatidae. The record is from the annotation of a GenBank genome assembly.